GCAGAGGAGGGUGGCGGCUGAGUCCCAGCCGGACAGAUCGGGAGUCGAGCGGCAGCGCCUCCAGCUCAGUAAUCGCCCAGAGCCCGGCGCCGCCCGCCGCCUCGCCGGCCACCUUGUGACGCGGGCAUGAGCCUGUCCCGCGGCCCCGCCGAGCCAGUGCCCCGGUCCGGGCCUCGGCGCCCAGCGAGCACCAAGCGAAGGAACUGUUAAAACAAUGCUGAGGCGGGUGAGGUGAGGAGCAGCCUGGAGGAACACGGACAGAUUACAGACAGAGUGCAUCUGGAACAGGUGAUCAGUGGAGUCGGAGACCUGGUCCACCUGGGCAUUGCUCCCUGCCUCGGCCCAGCCCGGCGCCCCGCCCCAAAGACGAGCCGGUGGGGCCACCAUGGCGACCAAUUUCAACGACAUCGUCAAGCAGGGCUAUGUGAAGAUGAAGAGCAGGAAGCUUGGGAUCUACCGGAGGUGCUGGCUGGUGUUCCGGAAGUCCUCAAGCAAGGGCCCCCAGCGGCUGGAGAAAUAUCCGGAUGAGAAGUCUGUGUGCCUCCGAGGCUGCCCCAAGGUGACUGAGAUCAGCAAUGUCAAGUGCGUCACGCGGCUCCCCAAGGAGACCAAGAGGCAGGCGGUGGCCAUCAUAUUUACUGAUGACUCUGCACGCACCUUCACCUGCGACUCAGAACUGGAGGCAGAAGAGUGGUACAAGACACUGUCUGUGGAGUGUCUGGGGUCACGGCUUAAUGACAUCAGUCUGGGAGAGCCUGACCUCUUGGCCCCUGGGGUGCAAUGUGAGCAGACAGAUCGCUUCAAUGUCUUCCUGCUGCCCUGUCCCAACCUGGACGUGUACGGCGAGUGCAAGCUACAGAUCACCCACGAGAACAUCUACCUCUGGGACAUACACAACCCCCGCAUCAAGCUCGUGUCGUGGCCUCUGUGCUCCUUGCGCCGCUAUGGCCGGGACGCCACACGCUUUACCUUUGAGGCAGGCCGGAUGUGCGAUGCUGGGGAAGGGCUCUACACCUUCCAGACACAGGAAGGAGAACAGAUUUACCAACGGGUCCACAGUGCCACCCUGGCCAUCGCUGAGCAGCACAAGCGGGUCCUACUGGAAAUGGAGAAGAAUGUGAGGCUGCUGAACAAGGGCACUGAGCAUUACUCGUAUCCCUGCACACCCACUACCAUGCUGCCCCGCAGUGCCUACUGGCACCACAUCACAGGUUCCCAGAACAUUGCCGAAGCCUCCAGCUACACUGGUGAGGGGUAUGGGGCAGCCCAGGCCAGCUCAGAAACAGAUCUUCUCAACAGAUUCAUCCUGUUAAAGCCAAAGCCCAGCCAGGGGGACAGCAGCGAGUCCAAGACCCCUUCCCAGUGACAACAGGGCUGGUGGGUACCAACGACUGCUGAGGCCACCUGUUGCAGAGCUGACUGCAGUGUCCGGUGGACAGCCUCAAGGGGCUGUUGCCAAGGGCCUGGAGAGAGGGCGAGCUGUUCCUCCCUUGCCCCCAAGGGUGUGGCUGGACCAAGGCAAAGGGCUGGUCACCCACCUGAGCAUGUGAGGGGAUAAGCUACCGUGGGACUAUAUACUGUUCAUGAUUUUAAUAUAUAUGGCUUACGACAUACUCUAUAUAAUGAAAUUUUCCCCAUCCCUCCUACCAACACAUAACACGUUUUUUAAUGCCAUGACCAAGCCAUGGUCAAGGUGGUUUUGGAGUAUGAGGGCAGCUGUUUCCUUGCCCUCUGUUGUACAGCCCUCCUGCUGCAGGACCUGAGCUGCCAGGACCAGCGGAGGGACAAUCAGAACUUGAGGGUGGUGUGCCUGCUAGCUUUUUCCAAGCAGCCCAGGGGUGAAGACAGUAGGUGACUUCUCAAUUCUCUGGUCAUGGAGUGAUACAGGAAGGAUGUGAACUUUCCCUGUGCCACUUGGCAGCUUUCCACUUGGAGUUCUAAGCAGAGGUGACAUCUGGUUGAUGCCUCGGGUGAAAAUCUGGUUUAAAAUGUACUUCCUGCACAGGCUGCUUCCUGCUUAGCAGGCUACGAAGAUGCCCUUGGAGUAGUGGUGCUGUUACCUCAGCUGGGUGCAGGAUGGGGGGCCAAGCAGGAAGGCCCAGUAGGACUGCUGUGGGGAGUACCCCUGCUGCCCCUCACUGCAUAGGGGUUGAUGUUGCCCCAACAGGGGUAGCCCCUCCACCCUGAGCCUGGCCACCCCAUACCAGGGCACUCAAAACCAAGACCUUCCCAUCCCUGCUCCCCACAUGGUGCUGAGGCUCCCUGCUGAAAUGCAAUUAAAGCAAUUGAUUUUCUAGUGCUGGUAUUUAUUGACUACCGUGCAGAAGGGCUAUCUUUCUAUUCACAUCAAACCUUUGGUUGUGUGAGUUUUUGUUGAUUGUUUUUUUAAAAUUUUAGGGCUCUGAUUUGUGGGAACAGACCUACUUGUAAAUAACUACUGUUCACAUUUGUGGCAGGAUGACAAAGCAGGAGCCCCCCCCUCACCCCCCACAAGCCCAGAGCCAGGGUUAUGGCACAGCCAGCUCAGCUCUGAAUGUGACCCAGGGAAUGAUCACCCAGAGCAAGCUAGUGUGCUGGGGAGCUGGGGUCCGAAGCCCUUGGGGAGGGAGAUAAGAGCUGGCUGGCUCAGCUAGUGGCACGAUGACGCAUGAAGGAGAUUAUGUUGUGCUCUUUAUUGCCAAAAAUAAAAACUUUUCAAAAGACAA
Cavia porcellus (domestic guinea pig) is the source of this 2705-nucleotide messenger RNA. It is a transcript of the gene Dok4, whose product is annotated as docking protein 4. Gene Ontology annotation, cellular component: cytoplasm. Lineage: Eukaryota; Metazoa; Chordata; Mammalia; Rodentia; Caviidae. Gene Ontology annotation, biological process: cell surface receptor protein tyrosine kinase signaling pathway; positive regulation of MAPK cascade; Ras protein signal transduction. The record is from RefSeq and is a predicted model, not a curated record. The coding region runs from base 386 to 1366 and encodes 326 amino acids. The transcript is spliced from 9 exons.